AUGGAUAUGGUGGCGACAGGUUACACCAUUUACUAUGCCGGCUUCCAAGGCUGUAACGACGACCGGCCUCAGUGUUGCCCAUGGCCAGUCGCUGCAAAUUCUGCAACGAACUCAUUUUCUGCCACUGUCAACGUAGAGGUAGAGCCCGAAAUUGAGAUCGAACACAAGCGUGGCGACAACUAUCCCCAACCUGCUCGUGGUUAUUCGGCAAAACUGAAACAAUGCCCGGAUGACUACUAUUCUGUUUCGGGUGGUUGCUGCCCAGCCGGAUACUUUUUCUUCACGUCCGCCAUCGGUGGCCAAACACCUUGCUGGAGCCCUCUCGGUAGCACAGCCAGCAUUCCACCCAUAACCCAUGUCGCGGCUGCAUAUAAUUCGAUUGCCACGAACGUCAGUGUUACUGGUAGCGCUGGUGAUGGUGGUAAUGAUGACCCUAAUGACAUCGAUUCACUACCUACGUCCGCCGUCAACAACGUAGUUUUCUCUCGCCACUACCCUGUCGACAAUCCGAAAGCCCUUUCUAUCGGUAGUUACAUUGGUAUUGCCCUUGGUAUUAGCAUCACAAUUAGCACGGCUCUCGCAGCCAUCAUCUGGUUCUGGCUACGGCGGAGAAAGCGGAAGAUUGCGAGAUUAAGAAGAGCCGCGCAACUAGCUGACAACGACAAUUACCCUGGUAUAUGGGACGGUCACCACGGCUCAGAUGAACAGUUAUUCCAAUUCCCCCCACAAGAACUGGACACGUUCGGACAAAACGGAAAACCGACAGCAUUGGAUCAUGUGGCCGCCGCUGGUGCCAAGAAUAGCGGAGAUGCUGCUCAACAAGCUCAGUAUCUUCGACAGCUCCAGCAGUCAUUCGGCCUCCACAAUGUUGGCACGCAUGGGCACAGCAACGGUAUAAAUUCAGACUUCACGCCCGGUUUGCCCCUCUCAGUCCAUAUUCCACCCCGCGUAAGCUCGGCCGCCGCAGCCGCCGGAUUAUUGACCCUGCCGCCCAUUUCAUCCACUAGGUCGAAACUUCCUCCCAUCAAUAACGAUGGAAAUCCCCGUGGUGCGCAUGCAGUUGAAAGUGGAGAUAUUGACUCCAAAGGUGGAAAGCCUAAGGGUGAGACAAAAGAAGAGGCUUUGCAAUAUACGGGUGGUGGGUCGGGUGCAGCAGGGAGUUCUUCUUUUCUCCAUGGAGACCAGCGGCAACGGCGAUCCCACCCGACUGAACUUGAAGUAAACUCGGCUGCUAUUCCUGAUGGACAUGGGAGUGGAUUUGGGCUUGAGGUGGAGGGAGAUCAUGAGCCGCCUCCUGAAUAUAGGGAGUUCUAGGUGGAGUGCCGGGUUUGGGGUGAGGGAGGCUCAGGGGAGAAGUAGGUUGACAUGGCUUUUCACCAAGUUGUUGUAUUGAGAUUUAACACUUUCCUUUUUAUAGUCAAUCACAUACCUAUCAACC
This is a messenger RNA of Neurospora tetrasperma FGSC 2508, 1438 nucleotides long. RefSeq lists its product as uncharacterized. The transcript is spliced from 3 exons. Lineage: Eukaryota; Fungi; Ascomycota; Sordariomycetes; Sordariales; Sordariaceae. The coding region runs from base 1 to 1314 and encodes 437 amino acids. The record is from RefSeq and is a predicted model, not a curated record.